AUGGGGAGCGCUCUGGUGCACACCCUGUCGCAGUCGUCCGCCUUCGCUGAACGCGUCCGCUCCCGCAACUACGACUCCGACAAUGAGAAGGGCGACGGCCCCAUUAGUCUGGCUGAGGACUGGAAGAUGAUGCCCGAGGUCAAGGCCAUCAAGGCCCAGGGCGACAAGGACGCUGUCAAGGGCCGCCGUCUCGGUGUCACCUGGCAGAACCUCACCGUCAAGGGCAUUGGCGCCGACGCUGCCAUCAACGAGAAUGUCAUCAGUCAGGCCAACCUUCCCAAGAUCAUCAACGAGAUGCGACGCGGCGCCCCCUUGAAGACCAUCCUCGACAACACCCACGGCUGUGUCAAGCCCGGUGAGAUGCUGCUGGUGCUGGGCCGGCCCGGAUCCGGUUGUACUUCCCUCCUCAAGGUCCUCGCCAACAUGCGAGACGGGUAUGCAUCCAUCGAGGGCGACGUCAAGUUCGGGUCCCUCGACCACAAGGAGGCCAAGCAGUACCGGGGCCAAAUUGUCAUGAACACCGAGGAGGAGCUCUUCUUCCCCACCCUGACCGUCGGCCAGACCAUGGACUUCGCGACCCGCAUGAAGAUCCCCUACCACCUCCCAUCCGAUAAAACCAACCCCAAGGAGUUCCAGCGAGAGACGAGAGACUUCCUGUUGAAGUCUAUGGGCAUCUCGCACACCCACGAGACCAAGGUCGGUAACGAGUUCGUGCGAGGUGUGUCCGGUGGAGAGCGGAAGCGUGUCAGUAUCAUCGAGACCCUAGCCACGCGGGGAAGCGUGUUCUGCUGGGACAACAGUACCCGUGGUCUGGACGCCAGUACCGCGCUCGAGUAUACCAAGGCCAUCCGCGCCAUGACCGACAUCUUCGGCCUCGCGUCCAUCGUCACCCUGUACCAGGCCGGAAAUGGUAUUUACAACCUCUUUGACAAGGUCUUGGUCCUCGAUGAGGGACAGGAGCUCUACUACGGUCCCAUGAAGCAGGCUCGACCCUUCAUGGAGAGCCUGGGUUUCUUCUGCCCCGACGGAGCCAACGUCGCUGAUUACCUGACCGGUGUCACCGUCCCGACGGAGCGCAAGAUUCGGGAGGGCUUUGAGGACCGGUACCCCCGAACAGUGGCUGACAUCCGCGCGGCGUACGACAAGUCACCGAUCAAAGCCGCCAUGAGCGCCGAGUAUGACUAUCCGAAUAGUGCCUUGGCCAAGGAGCGCACAGAAGAUUUCCGCGAGAGUGUCCAAUACGAGAAGGACAAGUCCCUCCCCAAGAAAUCUCCCUUGACCGUCAGCUUCUACACCCAGGUCAAGGCGGCCGUGACCCGUCAGUACCAGAUCAUCUGGGGUGACAAGGCCACUUUCAUCAUCAAGCAGUUCUCCACCCUGGCCCAGGCCUUGAUCACUGGUUCCCUCUUCUACAACGCUCCCAGCACGUCCGCCGGUCUCUUCAUCAAGUCUGGUGCACUCUUCUUCUCCUUGCUGUUUAACAGUCUGUUGGCCAUGUCCGAAGUCACCGACUCCUUCUCGGGUCGGCCCGUCCUUGCCAAACACAAAUCGUUCGCCCUGUAUCACCCGGCCGCCUUCUGUAUAGCACAGAUCGCCGCCGAUAUACCCGUCAUCCUGGUCCAGAUCUCCCACUUCUCCAUCGUCAUGUACUUCAUGGUCGGGCUCAGGGUGGAUGCCGGUGCCUUCUUCACCUACUGGGUUUUGAUUUUCGCCACGACCAUGUGCAUGACGGCCUUCUUCCGAGCCAUCGGUGCUAGUUUCUCUACUUUCGAUGGGGCUAGUAAGGUGUCUGGUUUCAUGAUUUCUUGCCUGAUCAUGUACACCGGUUAUAUGAUCCAGAAGCCCAAAAUGCACCCCUGGUUUGUCUGGAUCUACUGGAUUGAUCCCCUGGCGUAUGGUUUCUCCGCUAUCCUGGCGAACGAGUUCAAGGGCGCCGUCAUCCCGUGUGUUGGGGCGAAUCUGAUUCCCAAUGGACCUGGCUAUACCGACUUGGCCCAUCAAGCGUGUACCGGCGUUGGCGGAGCUCGGCCCGGCGCGACGAGCGUCACGGGUGAGGAGUACCUUGCAUCACUAUCAUACUCGGCCGGAAACAUCUGGAGAAAUUUUGGUAUCGUCUGGGCCUGGUGGGCCCUCUUUGUUUUUGUCACCAUCGUCGCAACGAGCAACUGGAAAUCAAACGGUGGUAAGAGUGGCUUCUUGCUCGUCCCCCGCGAGAAUCAGAAGAAGGUUGCUCGCGCUACCAAGGAUGAAGAAUCGCAAUCGCACCCCGCCGUCGCGGUCUCGGAGAAGAAGGGUCUUGAAUCCAGCGCAUCCUCAUCUAACGAGACCAAGGUUGAUGAUCAACUCGUCCGCAACACCUCGGUCUUUACCUGGAAGAACCUCACGUACACUGUCAAGACCCCAUCGGGCGACCGCGUUCUGCUCGACAAUGUCCAGGGCUGGGUCAAACCCGGCAUGCUCGGCGCCCUCAUGGGGUCUUCAGGAGCUGGUAAGACGACCCUGCUUGAUGUUCUCGCUCAGCGCAAGACGGAUGGUACUAUCAAUGGAUCCAUCCUCGUCGACGGCCGGCCCCUGUCCGUCAGUUUCCAACGAUCUGCCGGUUACUGUGAACAACUGGAUAUCCACGAACCGCUCUCCACCGUCCGGGAAGCGCUGGAAUUCUCGGCGCUCCUCCGUCAAUCGCGAACCAUCCCGCGGGAACAGAAGCUCAAGUAUGUCGAUACCAUCAUUGAUCUGCUGGAGAUGCACGACAUCGAGAACACCCUGAUUGGUACCACCGGUGCGGGUUUGUCGGUUGAGCAGAGGAAGCGGUUGACCAUCGGAGUUGAGCUUGUUUCGAAACCCAGUAUCCUGAUCUUCUUGGACGAGCCGACUUCCGGUCUCGAUGGCCAGGCUGCUUACAAUAUCGUUCGGUUCUUGAGAAAGCUAGCAGAUGUUGGUCAGGCCGUCCUGGUCACCAUCCAUCAGCCCUCUGCCCAGUUGUUUGCCCAGUUCGAUACUCUCCUGUUGUUGGCCCGUGGAGGGAAGACGGUCUACUUUGGUGACAUCGGAGAGGAUGCCCGCACCAUCAAGGAAUACUUCGCCCGCUACGAUGCACCCUGCCCACCUGAAUCCAACCCCGCUGAGCACAUGAUCGAUGUCGUGUCCGGCGUUCUGUCGCAAGGUAAAGAUUGGCACCAGGUCUGGCUCGAAUCCCCGGAGCACAAGCACACCGUCGAAGAGCUGGACCGCAUCAUCGCCGACGCCGCCGCCAAGCCCCCGGGAACUUCAGACGACGGCUUCGAGUUCGCCAUGCCCCUCUGGGAUCAGAUCAAGCUGGUUACGCACCGCAUGAACGUAUCCAUCUACCGCAACACCGACUACGUCAACAACAAGCUCGCCCUGCACAUCAGCUCGGCUCUGUUCAACGGGUUCUCGUUCUGGAAGAUUGGUCACACCAUCCGCGAUCUCCAACUGCGUCUCUUCACGGUCUUCAACUUCAUCUUCGUCGCCCCCGGUGUCAUUGCCCAACUGCAACCCCUCUUCAUCGAGCGUCGUGAUAUCUACGAAGCGCGGGAGAAGAAGUCGAAGAUGUACUCCUGGAUUGCGUUCGUCACUGGUCUGAUCAUCUCGGAGAUUCCCUACCUCUGCGUCUGCGCCGUGCUCUACUUCGCCUGCUGGUACUACACCGUCGGUUUCCCCCACAACUCCAACAAGUCGGGCGCUACCUUCUUCGUCAUGCUCAUGUACGAGUUCGUGUACACGAGCAUGGGUCAGUUCAUCGCCGCCUAUGCGCCCAAUGCCGUGUUCGCUACGCUCGCCAACCCCGUCGUCAUCGGAACGCUCGUCUCCUUCUGUGGUGUCCUCGUGCCCUACGCACAGAUCAAUGUCUUCUGGCGGUACUGGAUCUACUACCUCAACCCGUACAACUACCUGAUGGGUGCGCUCUUGACCUUCACCAGCUUCGACGCUGAGAUCCGCUGCGCCGAGGAGGAGUUUGCCAUCUUCGACCCGCCCGCCAACAGCACGUGCGGCGAGUACCUCCGUGACUACCAACAGGGUAUGGGCGCGCGUACAAACCUCAUCAACCCCUCGGCCACCAGCGGCUGCCGGGUCUGCGAGUACCGCGUUGGUAGCGACUACCUGUACACGCUGAACCUGAAGAACUACUACUACGGCUGGCGAGACGCGGCGAUCGUCGUGAUCUUCGUCUUCAGUGGUUACUCUCUCGUGUACAUCCUGAUGAAGCUGCGGACGAAGAAGAGUAAGGCUGCCGAGUAA
This is a messenger RNA of Amorphotheca resinae ATCC 22711, 4260 nucleotides long. RefSeq lists its product as hypothetical. The transcript has 2 exons. Gene Ontology annotation, cellular component: membrane. NCBI's taxonomy places the organism in Eukaryota, Fungi, Ascomycota, Leotiomycetes, Helotiales, Amorphothecaceae. Gene Ontology annotation, molecular function: ATP binding; ABC-type transporter activity; ATP hydrolysis activity. Gene Ontology annotation, biological process: transmembrane transport. The coding region runs from base 1 to 4260 and encodes 1419 amino acids. The record is from RefSeq and is a predicted model, not a curated record.